GGGAGGGGAGCAGGAGGUGUCGCGAGAGUUGGCCUCCGCCUCGUAGGUGGUGUAACUAUGGCGAGUCCGGGGGUCGACACUGAGCAGGAGCCGCUCUUAGGCGACCGCACACCCGGAAGCAGAGAAUGGGAUAUUAUAGAAACUGAAGAGCAUUAUAAGAGCCGAUGGAUAUCUAUUAGGAUUCUGUAUCUUACUAUGUUUUUCAGCAGUGUAGGAUUUUCUAUUGUGAUAAUGUCAAUAUGGCCAUAUCUCCAAAAGAUUGAUCAGACAGCUGAUGCAAGUUUUUUGGGCUGGGUUAUUGCUUCAUUUAGUCUUGGCCAAAUGGUAGCUUCACCUGUAUUUGGUUUGUGGUCUAAUUAUAGACCAAGAAAAGAACCUCUUAUUGUCUCCAUCUUCAUUUCGGUCGUGGCUAACUGCCUCUAUGCAUAUAUCCACGUUCCAGCUUCUCAUAAUAAAUACUACAUGUUGGUUGCUCGUGGAUUGGUGGGAUUUGGAGCAGGAAAUGUAGCAGUUGUUAGAUCAUACAUUGCUGGUGCUACUUCCCUUCAGGAAAGAAUAAGUUCCAUGGCAAACACAAGUGCAUGUCAAGCAUUAGGCUUUAUUCUAGGUCCAGUUUUUCAGACUUGUUUUGCGCUCAUUGGAGAAAAGGGUGUGACAUGGGAUGCCAUUAAGCUGCAUAAUAUGUACACAGCACCAGUUUUACUUGGCGCAUUCCUGGGAGUUUUAAAUAUUAUUCUGAUCCUUACUCUAUUAAGAGAACAUCGUGUGGAUGACUCAGGACGACAGUGUAAAAAUGUUAAUUUUGAAGAAGCAAGUACAGAUGAAGUUCAGUUUCCCCAAGGAAAUAUUGAUCAAGUUGCUGUUUUGGCCACCAAUGUUCUGUUUUUUGUGGUUCUAUUUAUCUUUGCCCUUUUUGAAACCAUCGUUACUCCAUUAACAAUGGAUAUGUAUGCCUGGACUCGAGAACAAGCUGUUUAUGAUGGAAUAAUACUUGCUGCUCUUGGAGUUGAGGCAAUUCUUAUUUUCAUGGGGGUUAAAUUACUUUCCAAGAAGAUUGGUGAGCGUGCUAUUCUACUGGGAGGACUCAUCAUUGUAUGGGUUGGCUUCUUUAUCUUGUUACCUUGGGGAAAUCAGUUUCCCAAAAUACAGUGGGAAGAGUUACAUAAUAAUUCAAUCCCUAAUACCACAUUUGGGGAAAUUAUUAUUACUCUUUGGAAGUCUCCAAGAGAAGAUCGCAACGAAGGACCCACUGGUUGCCCAAUUGAACAAGCCUGGUGCUUCUACACUCCCAUGAUCCAUCUGGCUCAGUUCCUCACAACAGCUAUACUAAUUGGAGUAGGCUAUCCAUCCUGCAAUGUUACGUCCUAUACGUUGUAUUCAAAAAUUCUGGGACCAAAACCUCAGGGUGUGUACAUGGGCUGGUUAACAGCUUCUGGAAGUGCAGCACGGAUUCUUGGACCCGUGUUCAUCAGCCAAGUGUACACUUCCUGGGGUCCACGAUGGGCAUUCAGCCUUGUGUGUGGAAUAGUGGUGCUUACCAUCAUGCUCCUGGGUGUGGUUUACAGAAGACUUGUUCCUUUUUCUGUAAGGCAUGGAAGGAUUCAAGAAUAACCUAACUAACUCUAUGAUGGAAAGUACUUAUAUGGGGUUUCUUCUUCCAGGGCUCUGUAAGACAGUUGCUAUGAGUCAAUUUCCAAAAGUCAGGCUGCAAAUAUUAUGUAUUUUGAAUAACAAGAACAUAUAUUGAUUAAUAUAGGGAAUUCUACAUGUAAAUACGAACAGUAAUAUAAUAUAAAAACACUCUGGUUCAUAAUUUCUGUAUUUCAAAAAGUAUUCUUCAUAUAACACCUCUUUAGCGGUUACAUGAACUCAUGAGUGGACAGUGGUUUAUAAAUAUGAAGUUAUGCUCUUAAUUCAAACUGCAGAGGUGUCAUUAAAAUAAUGAGAAAGUAUUUAUGCAGGGAACCCAUAAGGAGAGUUCUUUAUGAAUUACCAAUAACAAAAAAAAAAAUGAAAUUAUAGAAAUUAUCUACCUAAAUAGAGGUACCUAUGUUUGAAGAUACCUACUUUUUAUUUAUUUAAAAAAUGCAGCUUCUAUUAUCGAAUUUCCUUAUGAAAUAAAAAUCAUGACUCUUAACUUUUCCAUUUAACCAUGCCUACCAUCCUACUUACCUUCUAUAACGGCAUU
Molecule: messenger RNA, 2188 nt
Organism: Lynx canadensis (Canada lynx)
Lineage: Eukaryota; Metazoa; Chordata; Mammalia; Carnivora; Felidae
Gene: MFSD8
Product: major facilitator superfamily domain containing 8
Biological process (GO): transmembrane transport
Cellular component (GO): lysosomal membrane
Molecular function (GO): transmembrane transporter activity
Source: RefSeq, a predicted model, not a curated record